Cinclus cinclus is the source of this 843-nucleotide messenger RNA. RefSeq names its product T-cell receptor-associated transmembrane adapter 1. Bases 9 to 524 code for a protein of 171 amino acids. Gene Ontology annotation, biological process: positive regulation of T cell receptor signaling pathway; negative regulation of receptor recycling. The transcript is spliced from 5 exons. Gene Ontology annotation, cellular component: T cell receptor complex. The record is from RefSeq and is a predicted model, not a curated record. Lineage: Eukaryota; Metazoa; Chordata; Aves; Passeriformes; Cinclidae.
UUACAGGAAUGGACUGCCAUUUUUCUAUCUGGGGAGUUUUGGCCUUCCUGAGUUUGGCUCUGCUUGUUUCAUUGUCACUGAAUAUUUCACACUGUAUGAAAAAGAAGCAAGCUAAAAUGCAUAAAGAGUACAAAGAGGACAAUCCAAGCUGUGAUGGCUAUGACACAGAAGAUUAUCCAGUUUACGGCAAUCUCAAUCAAGAUAUUUUAGGAGAAUGUUGUUAUGAGCAGAUGAAGUCCCAGCCUCAAAGACCAGUUAACCAGCUACAGGUGGAGUCUGCCAAUCAGAUGUGUUAUGCCUCACUUGAUCACAGUGCCAAGGGAAAAUGCAGAAAACCAAGGAGAAAGAAAGAUCCUUCAUUAGAAGAUGAAGAAAGAUCAUCUAACCCCAUGCUGGCUUCCAAAGUUAGCAUUUACCUCAAUAGUGAGCAGCUGGCUGCUGAAAACACGGCAAAAGUAGAAGCCAUUCAUGAUGAUCCCAUCAGAUUAAUGGGCUUGAUUCAUAAUACAAAAGGGGAGAACUGAAUAUGUAAUGAACUAAAUAUGCAACCAUAAAGUGAGAUUUGCUAUUUCAUUCUGGAGGAACAGUGAAGGAUUAGGGAUAGUAUUCCAGAAAACUGACAUACUAAACAGUGGUAUGAAAUGGGUAAAUGUUCCAAACUGUCUGCCAAGCAUAUUUAUAGACUAAGCAAGACAGAGGUCCAGACUGCCACUCAGAUGCAUCUGCCCUUCAAAAGACAGUUUGAAAGAGCUGCAGAAGCUGGUAGCUCACCAUUCACAUGGUAGUGAUUCCAGUAAAAAUCAAUCCUGUUUUAAACAAUCAUCAUCAUCUUUCAAGCUGUUU